UAAAUAUUAGGAAGACACUUUUGUCUAAAGGAAUACAUAUGAAUGUUUUGGAUAUAAUGAGGAAACAUCCACAUUCUCCUGAAGUGUCUGAAAGUGCCUGCAGAAUUCUGAAUCAUGUUUUCGAAGGAAGUUUCCCUCAUCUGGAUGUAAUGACGGUAGCUGCAUCAGAAGUUGUAAAAGCCAUGAGGGAACAUGAAAAAUCUCUCUCUGUACAACUGGAAGCACUUAGAGUCCUUUUACACUUUGUGAUGCCCGAUACAAAGAAUGACCAGCAUGGUUCUUCCAAAGAUGUGUUUGCACUUAUAGUAAAAGUCAUUAAAAACCAGUGUCUGGUGGAGAGAACUCAUUCGUUGGUGCUUAAUGCUUUGAACAGGUUUAUUGGAAAUCCUAACAUUCAGAAGUGUGGAUUAAAACUACUUGCUGCUGUAGCUGAGUUACCUUGUGUACCAGAAAUUUUAACGCGGCAAGGAGCUACUGACACUGUGCUUCACACUCUACAGAUGUAUCCAGACGAACAAGACAUACAAUGCUUGGGUUUGAGUCUUCUACGCUCUUUGAUUACAAGAAAGAGUUUGUGUAUUGCAACUAUGCAUGUUCUGUCAACAGUUCUGGUUUCUGCUCUGCGACGAUUUAAAGAGGUCACUGAAAUCCAGAUGCAUGGAUUUCAUGCAAUCUUGUCAAUUCUCAGUUUGUCACCUUGUUUUGCAAAGCUGCUGGUACUUGAAUCAUUUGACACAGUGAUUUUCUACCAGAUGUCCAUGUGUUUCACCAACCAGCGAGAUCGACAGUUUCAAAGCCUGUGUUGUAAAUGUUUUGCUAAAAUGGCUGAAAAUGAUGAUUUAAAAAAUCUGAUGCUGGAGAAAGCAUGUAUUGAGUACAAUAGUAUCAUGGCUGAAUGUUUACUUCUACUGGGAGCUGAUAUUAAUAAGAAGACAAAGACAAACUCUUUGAUCUAUCAGGUUUGUGAAAAAGGAAAUAACCCUAAAUUGGUGGAACUGCUGUUAGCCAAUGGUGCUCGAGAGCAGGAUGUUCGGAGUGCUUUGACCAUCAGUAUAAAGAGAGGAGACAGCCAAAUCAUCAGCUUGCUCUUGAAGAAGCUUAGUCUUGAUGUUGCCAACAGCAGUAUAUGUCUUGGAGGAUUUGGUAUUGGGAGACUAGAACCUUCCUGGCUCAUCCCAUUGUUCCCAGAUAAAAUUACUCCAUUAAGAAAACAAAAUGCAGGUUCUGCACUGGCAAGAAUGGUGCUUAAAUUCCAGAUGAGGACUAUUUCAGAGGAUAGAUCAAGAGCCUCCUCUGAUCUAAACUUCUCUGAAGAUGGAGUGGAUAAAAACUAUGAUUGGAAUUUCAUUUCUGACCCUUUAGUGGACAGUGUUUUUCCUUUGACUGAUGAUAUUGAUAGUGAAGGAAGUGAAGGUCCGCUUUUUACAAAAAAGAAGUCCAAUUCCAUUGCAGUUCUUGACUUAAAUUGUAAGGAAAUGGCAUUUCAGAGAGGUUCUCCUACUUUGCCACGACAUUCCUACUCUGUGGGACCUGGCUCAGAUUAUGAACCAUUAAUGAAACAAAGAAGAAAAUUCCUGCCUUCAGAUGAAUCCCUCAAAGGCAUCUCAAAAUUUUCACCACAUAUAAGACCAUCAGACAGUCUUUCUUCGUUGAUCUCGGACAAAGAAUAUAUUAAAUCACUAGAUCUCUCAUCAAAUGAGCUGGAAAACAUUGAUGCCAUCAGCCAGAAUAGCUGCUUAACUAGUCAUCUGGAACAUCUUGAGAAACUGGAGCUCCACCAAAAUGCUCUUACAAACAUUCCAGAACAACUGUGUGAAAACUUGAAAUGCUUGACUUACUUGGAUUUGCACAGUAACCGAUUUACUUCUUUUCCAACUUAUUUACUGAAAAUGAAUUGUAUUGCAAAUCUUGAUAUCUCUCGAAAUGACAUUGGACCUUCCUUUGCUUUGGAUCCAUACCUCAGAUGUCCAACUCUAAAGCACCUUAAUCUUUCAUACAAUCAGCUGGUGUGCACUCCUGAAUGUCUUUCAAAUGUUGCUGAAAAUCUGGAACAGCUAUCACUAGAAGGAAACAAAAUUUCGUGCUUAUGUUCACCCAUAUGCUUGAAAGAACUGAAGAUUUUAAACAUUAGUAAGAACAAUAUUUCAUCCCUUGCUGAGAAUACCUUCAUGGGCUGUACAAAACUGGAGCAGCUCAACGCCAGGAUGAAUGCUCUUGAAGUGAUACCUGACUUGUCAUCCAGCAUAACAAGCUUAAAAUUGUCCCAAAAUUGUUUUGUUAGUGUUCCAGAAGCAAUUCUUCUUCUACCACAUUUGCGAUCUGUAGAUUUAAGCCAAAACAAGAUCGUAAGCCUGCCUGGACCAAUGCACUGGAAAUCAUUGAACUUAAGGGAGCUGUUAUUUAAUCAUAAUCAAAUAGACAUCUUGGACUUGAGUGAAAAGCCAUGUACAUGGUCUAGGCUAGAAAAGCUACACCUGUCCCACAACAAGUUAAAGGAGAUUCCUCCUCAGAUUGGCUUCCUAGAGAACUUGACUUCUCUAGAUGUAAGUCAUAAUCCCGAUUUGAGAUUCUUUCCAGAUGAAAUGGGGAGACUGUCCAAAAUCUGGGAUCUUCCUGUGGAAGGACUCCAUCUUAAUUUAGACUUCAAACAUGUGGGAUGCAAAGCCAGAGACAUUAUCAGAUUUCUUCAACAACGAUUGAAGAAGGCUGUGCCUUAUAACAGAAUGAAGCUCAUGAUUGUUGGAAACACUGGCAGUGGGAAAACUACCCUGCUACAGCAACUAAUGAAAUGCAAACGAACAGAACUGGGCUCUCCGAAAGCGACAAUAGGCAUUGAUGUAAAAGACUGGAUCAUUCAAGGGAAAGGCAAAAUGAAGAAAGAGCUUAUCUUAAAUGUGUGGGAUUUUGGAGGACAAGAAGAGUUCUACAGUACCCAUCCUCAUUUUAUGACCCAAAGAGCUUUAUAUCUUGCUGUUUAUAAUAUCAGCAAAGGACAAGCAGAGGUGGAUGCUAUGAAGCCAUGGCUUUUUAACAUCAAG
Molecule: messenger RNA, 3038 nt
Organism: Pterocles gutturalis (yellow-throated sandgrouse)
Lineage: Eukaryota; Metazoa; Chordata; Aves; Pterocliformes; Pteroclidae
Product: leucine-rich repeat serine/threonine-protein kinase 2-like
Exons: 19
Molecular function (GO): protein binding
Source: RefSeq, a predicted model, not a curated record